AUGGCACUUCAUGUAUUGAGGGAGGUAGCAUCCUCUAUCAGGAAUGGUGUAUUCUUCUCGAUCUUGGCAGACGAAUGCACAGACAUUUCGAAUAAGGAACAACUGACACUUUGCAUUAGGUGGAUUGAUGAGAAGCUUGAACCACAUGAAGAAUUCAUCGGAUUCUAUCACAUUCCGAACAUCAAGGCAGAUACUAUUGUGGCAGUCAUCAAGGAUGCAGUCAUGGGGAUGAAUUUGAGCCUGUCGAACUGCCGUGGACAAUGCUACGAUGCCGGUGGCCCAAUGGCUGGUUCACGUCGAGGUGUGGCUCAGCAAAUUCUAUCAGAGGCACCAAAGGCUCACCCGACACAUUGCCAUGGACACGCCCUUAAUCUGGCAGUAUGUGAUGCAACGAAGAGUUCCAAGCUCCUAUCGGAUGCUUUGGAUAUCACAUAUGAACUUUGUAAGCUCAUUAAGUUUUCACCCAAGCGUCAAGGCUUACUAGAUCAAAUUAAGGCGGACAUUAACUUAGAGGCUGCUGGUUUGAAGGUGAUUUGUCCAACACGAUUGACUGUGCGUGGACAGAGUUUCGAUCGCAUGAUCAAGAAUUAUGAGGCCCUUUUGAUGGAAUGGGAUGCCUGUCUGAAAGAUCGACUUGACACAGCGAUGAGAGCCAGGAUCAUUGGUGUGAAGUCACAGAUGGAGAAGUUUGAAUAUUUCUUCGCUCUUCACCUGGGUGUCAAGGUAUAUUCUAUGACUGACAAUUUAUCAAAGACUUUACAGCAGUCAUCAAUGUCUGCAGCACAAGGGCAGCGCAAUGCCAAAAAUAACGGCAGAAGCCCUAGGCAGGAAGCCCUAGGCCGCUGUGACCAGAAGUUCGGUAAGCUCUACGAGGAUGUACUUCAAAAGUCAACGGAGCUUGGGUUAUCUGGACCACAGCUACCAAGACACAGAAGAACCCCCAAGCGUUUUGAAGUAGGAAGCGGAGAGGGCUCUUUUCCGUCUUCACCGAAGGAAUACUACAAGAGGCAAUACUUCGGUGUUGGAUCUUGCUACUGCCGCUAUUAA
This is a messenger RNA of Lytechinus variegatus (green sea urchin), 1047 nucleotides long. RefSeq names its product 52 kDa repressor of the inhibitor of the protein kinase-like. Lineage: Eukaryota; Metazoa; Echinodermata; Echinoidea; Temnopleuroida; Toxopneustidae. The record is from RefSeq and is a predicted model, not a curated record. The coding region runs from base 1 to 1047 and encodes 348 amino acids. The transcript has a single exon.